GCUGUUAAAAUGAGUGAAACUACAUCUACCAACUUUUCUGUGGCUCAGGCGAAUUCCUCAGACAGUGCACAUGCCGGAUAUGCACGAUUCUCACAUUUGCGGGAACCUGCUUCCACCAGGAGAGUUUGUUUCUAUAAAAGUGGAGACCCCCAGUUUAAUGGAAUAAAGAUGGUUGUAUCCAAUCGGUCCUUCAAGACAUUUGAUGCCUUGUUAGACACCUUGUCUAAAAAAGUCCCUUUGCCUUUUGGCGUUAGGAAUAUUUCUACACCCCGUGGAAUACAUCAUAUAACCUCCGUUGAUGAACUCGAAGAUGGAAAAUCUUAUAUUUGCUCCCAUCAUAAAAAGAUAAGGCCCAUCAACCUAGAAAGAGCAAGGAAAAAGCCAUUAGUGUGGCAAAGCAGCAGGCCAAUUAGCGCUCGCCGCCUUGCUGUUCAGUUAGCUCAACAAAAAGAGGUUGCACCAUUUCAAAAAAAGAACACAGUAGUGUUGGGGAGCUCAAAGAAAAUCAUCAUUUUAAAAAAUGGAGACCCUGAAUUUAAACACCAUUUCAUCCUCAACAAAAAGACUAAACAAAGCUUUGACUCCUUCCUGGAUCAGGUGGCGGAGGCGUUGCAGUACCCAGUUUCCAAGCUGUACAGCUCUGAUGGACGAAGGAUUCUUAGCAUUCGGGCUCUUUUGCUGAGUUCUGGAACAGUGGUGGCAGCAGGACGAGAGUCCUUCAAAUAUGCAAACUAUGAACCUGGAAAGGAAAUACUGCCUGUAAAACUACCAGGUAUUUCCAGUCGGGUACACCCAAAAUUAAGAUCCAAGCAAGAGAUGAAAACCCACGGAAAAUGGAGAGUGUCCAUCUUAACUAGUGACAUACCCUCUGCUGGAUCCACUUCCCAAGUGUACGUUAUCUUCUACGGAAACAGAAGAGCUUCUCAACCAAUUUUUCUUAGUAACGAUAAGGAAGAUGUCUUUCAAAGUGGUAACGAGGAUGAUUUUGAUGUUACAUUUGGAGAUAUAGGAGAAAUAUUCAAAAUACGUAUUGGCCACAACAAUUCUGGAGAAUCACCAUCAUGGCACUUACAAGAGUUGCAGUUGUUAAACCUGAUCUCAAAUGAGAAACUGUGCAUCAAAGUUGACCGUUGGCUCUCAAAGGACCAGGAUGAUGGAGAAAUCUGCAGAGAGUUUCCAGUAAAGCAACAUUAUAAUACAGAACUUCCAGUGACAAAAUAUGAAAUUCAUGUAGUAACUGGUGAUCUGUGGAAUGCAGGAACCGAAGCAAAUGUCUUUAUUUCACUACAUGGAGAAUAUGGUGACACAGGAUCCCGGCAACUGCUCAGGUCAAGCAAACCCAGCAAAUUUGUUAAAGGACAAACUGAAGUCUUCUCCUUGGAAGCGGUAUAUCUUGGGAAUAUAGACAAACUGAUCAUAGGUCAUGAUGGAUUUGAGCCAGGUAGGGGGUGGUAUUUAGAGAAGAUAAUUGUGCACGAUCUACUAAAAGAUAAGGAAUACACUUUUUUCUGUUACAGAUGGCUGGAUAAAGGAGAAGAAGAUGGAAAAAUUGUAAGACAACUAUACGUUGCCAAUGAGGGGGAGUUUCCAGCAAGCCAAGAGCUUGAACUGAAAAGAAAACUAAUAUGGCAAGCAGAAAAGUGGAAAUACCAGCAAGAAAAUACACUGCAGUUCUAUUGCAGAACAACAAAGAAAUUUAUCCGCCUCACACCUGGCUGCAAAGUUGAUGCUCUUGGCAAUAAAAAGGAUAAAUAUGGGCUUUUUGAUGUGACGAAAAAAAGAGGAAAUGUUUGCAUUUUUAGCAGUCAUCAGAUCAGGAACCUUGCUUUGGCGAUUGACAGCGGCUUUGUCACUGGAAUGGACAAUACAGGAAUUCUGUGUGAACUGCAAGUGCAUCUUCAGUUAAAUCAUUGUGUUUUGUUGGAGUCUAUGAGAAUGCCAGGUGUCACAGUUUCUUUUGAUAGCGAUGGUGAACCAGCUGGUGGCAACACAGGUGGAUAUGCAGGAAUCUGCAAGGAGUUCGUUGUGCAUGUGAAGGGAAUUUUCCACAGUGGUGCUGUAAUUGUACUGACAACAAGCUGGAGUCAGGCAUUAUGUAUAAGGCCUGGUGGAUUCUGCAGUGGGGCUGGAAAGCAAAGUGAAGACUCCUAUUGGAGAGUGCAUAGGAUUGGUUCUGCCAUGUAUAUGUUUGAAAGUGUUUUAAAACCUAGACAAUAUCUAAGGAUUCAGAAUGACCAGUGUGAUGGAGAGGGAAUGGGGGAUGAGUUUUGCCAUUUCAAAGUGGAGAGAAACUUGGAAAAUGGAUCAGUGACUCUGGAAUCUGUAAGAAACAGAGGGAUUUAUGUUGGACUUCUGCCCAGUGGAUUAGCAAAACCAAUGGUUCAUACUGGAGAAAGCAACUUUAUGUUCUACCCAAAAGUCAUCAAGUAUGGCAGGGAAAAACCUAUGGGGACAUCGGCAACACCCAGUCUUAAAAAUGAAGCUAUCAAUAAACAUGAUAAUGAUAUAAAAGAUCAAGAGCCAGCAGCCCUGAGCCCAUCUACAUCUCCACCAUUGAGUAAAACAAAGACCGAUGACGAUGAAGAAGUUCCCCAAUCAUCAAAAGAAUGGAAAGUUUCUGUAUUGACAGGCAAUGUUGGGACUUCAGCCGAUGUAACCUUAUGGGUAUAUGGGGAGAAAGGAACAACUGGUCCAAUAGCUCUGCAGAAAGAUAGAAAAGAAAAGACAUUUUUACCUAGACAAGAAGAUGAGUUCAUGGUGGAAAUGCCUAAAGUAGGCAAAAUAUACAAGAUAAGGAUUGGACAAAAUGGAACAGGAGAUCAGCCUGAAUGGAAACUAGAGAGGAUAACUGUGCAGAGACUAAAAAAUGGCAAAACAUACUAUUUCCAAGCUAACAGGUGGCUGUCAAGAAGAAGAGAUGGCUGUGAUAUUGUGUGUGAGCUUCCAGCCAUAGAAAAUGGUCAACCAGUUUAUCCAGCUGUGAAGUACGACGUCAGCGUUUACACAGGGCUUUUGGAAAAUGCUGAAACAGAUGCGCCUGUUUACAUGUGUAUCCAUGGCGACAGAGGAGAUACAGGCAAACGACUCUUAUUUAAGUCUGAUUUGCCGCACAAAUUCCAAAAAGGACAGGUUGAUGUGUUUGAGAUUGAAGCAGUGUCACUUGGGAAGCUACAUCAAGUGCUCCUAGGCUGUGAGGCCAAUCACAAGUCCCACUAUUGGUAUUGUGAGAAAGUAAUUAUCAGGGAACAGGGAGAGAAGCCUGAAUAUAUCUUCAACUGUGAAAGAUGGAUUCCUUUCAUGUCUCAGGGCAAACUUCAAUCAGAAGUCAAGCUUUCCAUACAAGAAUUGCAAAGUUCACCGAAACUGAAAGAACACAGUAAAAGAGAUGAAGGAGACUGGAAGAUUACAGUUGUCACUGGAAAUUGCCAUGGAGCUGGAACUGAUGCAACAGUGCUUCUUUAUGUGUAUGGGGAGAAGGCAGAAUCAGGUCCAAUCAUUUUGGGAUCUGGAAAGGAUCAACUCUUCGGUAAGAACAGCGCAGAUACAUUUCAGAUUAAUUUAAAGAAUCUGGGUAAGAUGUAUAAAAUUCGCAUUGGACAUGACAAUUCUGGAGAGGACCCUGACUGGUAUCUGGAGGAAGUAAAAUUUCAGAACCUGUUAUCAAACAGAGAACUUUAUUUAUCAGUAAAUCGAUGGCUUGGGGAGGGCAAAGAGGAUGGAGACACAUGGAGAGAAGUUUCUUUUCCAACAAAUGGAAUUACUCAGUUAAUGUUACUGGACUAUGAAAUUCAUGUAUAUACUGGAGCCAUUACUAAUGCGGGUACAGACUCCAAUGUAUAUAUCAACUUGUUUGGAGACAGGGGAGAUUCAGGGAAGAGGAAGCUACACAAGAGUCUGAAUCAAAAAGUCAGGUUCCAAAAAGGACAGGCAGAUAUAUUUUGCAUUCAAGCUAUUUCCUUGGGAACACUUGGAAAAAUCCAAAUAAGUCACCAUGGGACAGGACAAGGGAAUGGAUGGUUCCUAGAAAAAGUUUUCGUGCGAUACAAGGAGGAUGAAAUAAAACAAGAGGUUCUCUUUCCAUAUAACAGAUGGGUGAAUGAGUCCAAACAAGAUGGGACGUCUGAAAUAGAGUUGUUUCCUGCAGAAAAGGAGUAUCUGGAAGAACAUGUCAGUAAAGGGAUGAGAUGGAACAUACAAGUCAAAACUGCCAAGGAUUCCUCCCAGAUUAAAGGAAUGAAAGUACUCUUGGUGAUUUACGGCACACAAGGGAAAAGUGAGGACAUUCUGUUGUCUCCCCAAGAACAAGCAGCAAAGUGUUUUCUUCCUGACACUACAGAUGAGUUUGUUGUGGACUCCGUUGAUGUGGGAGAAGUGUACAAGAUACGAAUUACCUGUAAUAAUGUGCCUGUUUCUAUUAGAUGGCAUUUAACAUCUUUAUAUAUGGUGGAAUCAAAAUCUCAGCAAGAUCUGACUUUUAUUUGCAACAGCUGGUUUUCUGUAGACAAUGAAGGGGAUGAAGCUGUGAAAGAAUUCCCUGCUGUGAACAAAGGGCUAGAACCUCUGCCAGUAUAUACAUAUGUUGUUUCCAUACAUACUGGGGAUCACUGGGGAGCAGAAACUGAUGCUAAUGUCUAUGUAACCCUCUAUGGAGAGAAAGGAGACACUGGUGUGAGGAAAUUACAAAAAUCUUUGAUGCCCGGAGAUAUGUUUACACGGUGUAAGACUGAUUCCUUCAUUGUGGAAGCUGUUUCUUUGGGUGAGCUCAGAAAGGUGGUCUUAGAACAUGAUGGAGAAGGCUAUGGAGCUGGGAUGUAUUUGAAAAUGGUCACUGUUAAAGAAUCUCAAGACUCUUCCAGUGAAUGGAUAUUUCCAUUUUGGAAUUGGCUCGACAGUCAUCUGGCUGCAUGCCAAACAACUUGCGAGUUACAGACAACAGGAAGACGAUUAUCUAGGAACCCCGAGCCAUACAAAAAAUCAGGAGGCUUAUGGGUAAUAGACAUCACUGGCUCUGAGUAUAGCAGUUCGGGAAGCCCAGCCAAAUUCAUGUUGGUCUUUUCAGGAGAUAAAGGCAAAGAAAAACUGAAAUGCAAAAUUGCUGGGAAUGCAAUACAGAUAAAGGAAGAGCUUAAGAGCAUUGGAUCGAUUUACAAAGUGCAAGUUUGCUGGUCAAAUUUACAGUUAAAGGGAGCAUGGCAUUUAAUGUCAAUUCACAUGAAGCACACCAGUACAAAUCAAGAAAUGUGGCUAAAUUUUGAUUGUUGGAUGAAACCUAAUGAAGAUAAAUGUGUGGAACUUCCAGCCAUGUACUCCAUUAAAGAUCCUAAGCCUGUUGUGGAGUAUAUACUCUAUUUUCACACUGGGGAUGUAAAAAAUGCUGGUACCACUGGUAAAAUUACUAUUUGCAUAGAAGGAGAAAACGGAGACACCGGAAGAAGAAUUCUGGAUGUUGCUGGCAGUGAUUUACUUUCAUUAACUAGAGGGCAGGUGGAUAUAUUUCGCAUUAAAGCUGUGCAUCUUGGUAAGCUUCAUAAAAUAACAGUUGGAUUCAGCAGCCCUAAGAAAGAUCCCUGGUUUCUCGAAAAGAUUAUUGUGAAAGAUGAGGAGUUUUCUUCAGCAAACUACAUGUUUAGUCACAAUGAAUGGUUUGUCUGCAAAUCUGACAGAGAAUUUACCGAGGCUAUAAUUCCAUUAAAAGAAAUCAGUGCAAAUGUAACUAAGGUAAAAUCUUUCAGUACUACAACAAAGGGAAAGUGGCAACUGAAAGUGCUGGGAACCAACACAGGAGAAGAGAAAGAGGAUCUUUCUAUUGUUGUAUUUGGGAAACAGGGCAAAUCUCCCAAACAGAAAGUAAAGAACCUGAAUUAUGAGCCUUUUAUGCUGAAUAUAGAAGGCAUUGGGGAGAUAAUAAAGAUUUCAUUCUUAUACAAGACUGGAAGAAAAGUUCAGCUGCACAAGGUUCGUUUGAAAGACAUGGAUACCAAACAGGAGAUAGGCUUCUAUAUAAAACACAUUUCUCAUGAAGAUGGUAUGGAGUCUGUGACAGAACUAGCAGCCGUCCUUCCUAACAUACAACCUCUCACAGAUGUUUCUUAUUCAGUGAAUAUCAAGACUAGUAACUUUCCUGCAUCUGACACAGAGGCUGAUGUCUUUAUCACAAUAUAUGGAGGCAAUGGAGAUACUUGCCAAAGGAAGCUGACACCCUUAUCAUACCCUGGGGUUUUAGAAAAAGGGGAGGUAAAUGUUUUUAAAAUAAAGGCAGUAGACCUUGGCAUGCUGACCAAAGUACACAUUGAACACAAAGCUGUGGGUUAUGGAGCCGGAUGGUUUCUAGACCAAAUCACCAUAGAGGACUCACAAAACAAGGGGCCCAAAUAUGUGUUUCCGUGUCAGCAAUGGUUGGAUAGUAGUAUUGGCGAUAAGCAGACUUCCAGGAACCUUAAACUUCUUGGAAAGGUCAACAGAACAACUAAGAGGCUGCACAAAGGCACUGUGGAUAUAUUUGUCAGUACUUCUGAUGUCUCAAACGGUUCUGCAAAGUGUGCAGUGUUUUUAACAAUUUGCUGUGAAAAAGGGAACUAUGAUCCAGUUAUAUUUGCAAGAGGAUCUCUAAAACAAGGAGUCACAAUUGAAAGUUCAGUGGACCUUAGCCAAAACCUUGGAGCUAUACGCAAAGUUCGGCUGCAGAUGGAAGAUGAUGCAAGUGAAGAAAGCUGGUAUUGCAAAGAGGUGCUGUUGCAGCAUAAACAAACCAAAGAUAGACUUGAAUUCCCAUUUUGCCAACAUUUUACAAGCGAUGGAAACAACCUCGUAGCUGAGCUUCCUGCUCUAUUCCCUGAUGGACCUAUAUCAACAGUGAAGACAUAUACUAUAUUUAUAACAACUGCACAGUCAUCAAAGAAAACCACCGAUGCAAGUAUGUUUAUUACCUUACAUGGAAACUUAGGUGACAGCGGACAAAGAAAGUUCCUCUUUAAAGGCAAUGUUUCUGGAAAACAACAGGGCUCUGGAUUUCAGCUGGAAGCAGUUGACCUUGGUGUAAUACAGGAAUUGACAAUAUCUCAGGAGAAACAAACAAUAUUUCAACUGGAAAAGGUGGUAGUUGAGGAAGAAAUGCUUAUAAAGAAAUCAUAUGUAUUUAUGGCUCAGCAGUGGGAACAAAAAGAUAACAAAAUGAUGGCCAUGACUCUGCAAGUGACUGAAACAAUAGAACAAAACAACUCAUUGGCAAUGCUGAACGGAAGCAAUCGUAUGGCAUCAGAUGGUGAGUGGAACAUUUGUUUGAAUGAAUUCAAUAAAGAAGAACAUACAGAGCCGGCAGAAUAUAACAUAGUUAUUUUGCUUUAUGGAGAAAAGGGCAAGUCGAAGCCCUUUGUAUUAAAAAGAAAAGAAGGCUCUCAAGUUAAAGGCAUACUUUCAUACAAGUUAAAUCUUAAAUAUGAUUUGGGAUUAUUAUAUAAAGUGAGAUUGGGCCUUGAGGAUGAGAAAGACAGAGGAGCAUUAUCUUUCUUUUACUUUAAAAUGCAACACACAAAAACAAUGGAUACAUUCCUUUACUCCAACAAAACACGUCCGUUAUCAUUUGAUGAAGACAGAUGGAUUGAAUUCCCAGUGGAAUGGCCACUGAGAUCCUCCCUUUCUGUGGUUAAAUAUACUGUAGCUGUAUUUUGUCCUGACAUGCUGAGCUGGAAAGAUGGAUCGUAUAUGUCUGUGUGUUUGCAUGGGAAGAAUGGAGACACGGGAGACAGACGACUUGCUUGGCACAAUUCCCAGGGCACAAAAGAUGAGCCACUUACAGCUACAUUAGAUGCGGUUGAUCUUGGAGAAAUGCAUCAUGCUGACAUUUCAAUGAGCAGCAGAAAUGACCUCCAGAUACAUAUUCAAAACAUGCACGUGAAGGAAUCCUUGAGGAACAAUCUCUAUAUAUUUGAAGUAAAUAAUGACUUCAAAAUCAGCAGAAACAAGGGGGAAAUCAGGAAAGAAGUCCUUGUCUCCCAGGUUAUCCUUAACAAAAAUGCUGACUUCAAUCAAGAGAAGCCAUUUAUCCUGGAUCAGAAGAAGGAUGCCGAAGAGGAGCAAGAGGAUCAUUUAGUUAAAGUGUACACUGGGGAUGCAAGAGGAGCAGGAACAGAUGCCAAUGUGCAAAUUGUUUUAAUCGGUGAUCAGUGUUCAUCAGAAAGUGUUCAGCUUAUUCAUCCACUGGAACAUCAAAAUCCUUUUGAGAGAGGAAAGGUUGAUACAUUUAAAAUUGCAACAAAGGCCUUGGGAAGGAUCCAAAGUAUCGACAUAGGUCAUGAUGGAAAGGGGUUUGGGAGUGGCUGGUUCUUAGACAAGGUUGAGAUCAUACACAUGGCAACAAAUAGUAAGAUCGUCUUUAUGUGCAACAGGUGGCUGGCUGAAGAUGAGAAUGAUGGCAGAACAAGGAUAACCUUAUACUCAUAGCUGGUCUUUUGGAAGAAAAGAACAAAAGCAGCAAAAAACGCAGAAAUGAAAUGCUAAUCAUUUGAACACUAUAGAAUGAAAGCCACUGGAUUAGUUGUUUAGAACAGGUCCAUCUUCCCUCAAUUAAAUGUUUAUUUAAA
Molecule: messenger RNA, 8579 nt
Organism: Xenopus tropicalis (tropical clawed frog)
Lineage: Eukaryota; Metazoa; Chordata; Amphibia; Anura; Pipidae
Gene: rp1
Product: RP1, axonemal microtubule associated
Exons: 58
Coding region: 10-8439 (2809 amino acids)
Biological process (GO): intracellular signal transduction
Molecular function (GO): growth factor activity
Source: RefSeq, a predicted model, not a curated record